UGGAUUAUAUGUACAGCUUUAGUGUCACAAAAAUUAUACCUAUGUUAUAAAAGAUUACAAAUAAACUUCGAUGAUAAAAUGUUCUCAAUGUUGUUGUAAAUAUAAUACAUUGUGAGAAAUAAAAGAAAAUAGUACAUACCUAUUACUUACUUACCGUCACCAUUGAAACAAAUUAUCAUGUACGCUAUGUUACGAAAACGAUAAUGUAAAUCUGACAUGUUAGUUAAAAUUUAGCGUUAUUAUAGAAAAACAAAAUAUAGACCUGUUUUAAAAAUAACUCUAAUUAUCCUAGAGUCCCAAUAGUGAAAUAUCGUUUGAUAAUACGGAAAAGAAACUUGUAUGUGGAGACUUGUGCUGGUUCAUGUGUUCUCAAACCUUGGUAAUCUCCACAUAAAUUGGUGAAGCUUAUCACUAAAGUUUGUUAUCAAAUGUGCUUUAACCAAUAAAAUAUCUAAUAUAGAUAAAGGCAAAAACAGAAAAAAUAAUUUAUCAUGAAAGCUGAGUUACUCAUCAAUUAACUUGGAGCUAAGAACACAGUAACAAGUGCUGACAAAGACUGAAUUAGUUUUAGAAGAGUGCGAGAAAUCAAGACUGACAGAUAUGAUGAUGACAUAAUGUCUAAAGUACUGAGCGCCCUCGGUGGCGCUUUACCCGACGAGAGGCCGGUUCUAUCUCUUCAGAUCGUGGAGACAGUUGCCAAGUGCCCCGCCGGGUACUGGCCGGUCAGUCGGACUUACGACGAAGACUCCGACGCUGGACUACAGAGACAGAAUGGACUGUUCGGGAAAAAGUCGAGUCACUACAUCUGCCUCUCCAAGUCUGAGGGCGUACCGGGGUACGUGAUGGACGGGAUGGCCGUGAUCGGCGACGGAGAGCUGAUCCCGGCCGGGUACAGCGUGGCGGGUCGAGCCGGGAAGCGCCGUCUGUGCACGCGCGUGUCGCGUCACACCGCCUCCGCCACCUCACUCGUCACUGACGUCAUCGUCUGCUCGAAGAUGAGGACCGCACCGCAGGGCUUCAUUCUGGCCGGUGCGAUAAGCGGUAAAAUGGUGUGUUACAAAGUGAGCGGGGGCAGCGCGGACACGUCGCCGACGCAUGCGCACAACGAGUACGAGAACGUCGUCACCAACCUCACGCCCGAAGCCAACAGGAGAUUGCGAGCAGUACCCGAACGACCUCCUAAGCUUCCCACUCUCAUCACGGAUCUGAACAACUUGAACAUAACCCAGUCGCCCGCUUCGUAUCCCAAAAUCAACGGUCUCGUGACGGACCACGACUACGAGGCCUUGAAUCCUUCGUAUAAUAUCAAGCCGAGUAGGCCCGCGCCCCGGCCUCCGUCCUCGAAGUCCCCGGUACCCGAAGCGAAGUCCCCUCAGCCGGUCGCGAGGAAGAAAGGCCCCGCCCCCCUACCCGGGCCGAGGAACACGAUAUACCAGACCCUGGGAGGAUAUAACGGCAUGGAAGGAGUGCCGUUUGUGUUGAACUCCAAGCUGCGAGGGCUGCCUAGUGAUUCGCUGACUCAAUUCCCGGUAAUAAAGAAACGAACGCGCUUCGAGCUCGACCGUGACUAUUCGUACAACUUCGCAAUCGAACGACAGACGUGAGACGAAACCGUCUCGACUCUAUCUACGUAGACGUAAGGACGCUUCAAAUUCAAGUGAGAAAAAUAUUGUGCCAUCUGCGAGUUCUAAGGACGUCAGUUUCACAUAAUAAUAAUAAUAUGAAAUAAUUAUAUACUCCACGGGCCCGCGGCCACAUACAACUUUUCGCUUGAAACUUUAUCCAGGAAAAUUAAAAAUUUUCACUAUCACACAAACAGUAAGAAAUUCAAAUCGAUGUACAUAUUAACAAAAAAGUAAUAUUUUCUUCGGCUUUUACUAGUCGAAAAAAUUAUUAUAAACAAACAUAAUUAAAAACGUACAAUAUAUUUUUUAAAUAUUCGUAAGGAGGUAAGGAGCACCAUCUUUACGGGACUAGUUGAAAAAGUUGGACACUUUAGCAAGUUAUUGUUGGAAGAGUCACCGAAAUAGCGCUGGUGUAGGAAGUGGAAGUGAUAUGAAUAUAGCAGUUUUAAACAGAGCCAAGUGUGGUAUGUAGUUUAUGGCGUUGUUUUUAAAAUCUUUUCGCUUGCUACUGUGGCGCCACCUUAAUUGGCCCACUUUCAGCGGACACUUUUUAAUGCACUGAGCUGGUGCUUACCUCUACCCUCCAUACAAGAAACAAAACGGAAGACGCCCACGUAAAAGUAAUUCGAACAUACACCCUAGAGUUUGUCUUUGAUCUAAGUAGCAGAAAAAAAAAACUCCUGAAUGUAUUUAUACUAUUUUUGAAUUCAUAAUAAUAUCAAAGUGUCACAUUAUACCGAUAAACACUAAUUUUACUGUAAAAUUUAUAAUUUAAAAACUGAGACUUGAACUCAUGUCUUGAAUGUAGGCGGUGGCAUUCACGUUUUUGAUGUCUACGGGCUCCGGUGACCACUUAACAGCAGAGGGACCGCGAGUUCGUCUAUCAAUCUGUAGAACAUUCAGUUACCACCAGGAUAUGUUUUAGAGUAGACGUAUCAGGACUCGAUGGCUGAAACUACGAAACAACUAGAUAGAGAACACUGUCGAAGUUUAGAGCGUAGCAGAUAAAUAAAAAUAAUGAAUUGUCUAGGUGAUUAAGAAAGACUGUUUGGAAACGACAAUUGUGUGAUCAAUGUGUAAUAUCAUUAAUAUAAAAAUAAUUGACAUGGCAAAAUGAAUUAAAUUAUUCUUUAGUGUUGCCAGAAAAAAACAAUUUUUUUUUUCUAGUAAGAAUAUAACAAAAAUUUUAAAUUUAUUUAUCAAUAAAUUCAUAUUUCUUGUAUCGAUUCUACGGUUCUCAAUACGAAAUAUUUAUUGUAUGAUCAUAGAUAAUUUUGAAUAAAAACCCUUUGCCUUGGCCGUUUCGAUCAGUACUCGUUACAUUACUUUGUAACAAUAAUAAAAAAAAACUAUUUAUCGUAAUGUCGUAAUAUGUUAAAUUAUUUUUCUUUACAAACAGUAAUUAAUUCUCCUAAUGUCAAACAACACAAGAAUUAUGAGGUUAAUUAGACAAAAAUAUGUUUUGAAUUAGAGAGCACGUUUUUACUGUAUUUAUGUAUGUACCGAUACAAAAUAGAAACGAAAAGAAAUCGAUAUAAAAUACAAACAUAUCUCUUUGUAUUAUAUACGAAAGUUUCAAACGCUUUACCAUGGCUGUUCUUGAAGAAUUACUAAACGCUGUUAAUUAUUAUAAUCAAAAUAGGACAGCUCGGGGAUAUCCACAAUUCAAACAUUACAACGCAUUUUCCUCAGAAAUAAAAAACCAACGCAUCAAUAAUUGUUUUAAAAAUAUCUCUGUCCUUCUGAUUUUAACCGACAUAAUUAAUUAAUUAAUAUUUUUUUGAUUAUUGUGAUUUUUUUUAACUGUUUCUAUUUAGAUUAAAUUUUCAAUUAUAGAUAUAUUAUUACGUAAAAAAAGCGAUCAAUAAAUAAUUCUUAUUGUAUGUCAAAUUCGUGCAAUAUAAGAAGACCUCAAUGCUGUAUUGGUAUUUGAGUCCUAUAACGUUUCAUUUAGAUUUCAUUUUCGAAAUUUAUCUAAUAUAUUACAUUUUAAAAUUGUAACUAGACUUCUUAAAAGUUCAAUUUAUGUAGUUUAAUUUAUGAAAAUAAUUUUUAGUUUUCGCUGUGACACGUUUACAUUUAUUUUGUACAAAAAUAUAUUUAGUGGAGUCAUUUUUUUUGUGGGAGAUGAUGUGCCCUGUACGCCAUGCAAGAUAUCCCAGUUAAUAAAGGAGUCUUGGGUCGUCCUGGCUAGAAGAUAUUUAAUUGGAUUUACGAGAAUACAGAAUUUUCACAAAACAAAACCGCACCUAAUUAGAUAAUUUAUAUUUGAAUAGUGAUUUUUAGUGUUUCAUGUACUGUAAAAGCUCCUUAAUCGCGGGGUGUAUGUUCCGAAUAUAGAAAUCGUGAAUAUGUUAUGAUUAUUUACAUAGUAUAUGUGAUUAUAAGGGAUAGCUGACAAAAUAAAAACAUACUUUAGAUCUAGUUGUAAUAAGGUCUAUUUUACUUUUUUAUUAGUUCAUUUGACGAUGCGUUUACGAAGAUUCUUCGGUUGAAUACGUACAUAUUGGUAUCCUUUUUAUCAAUGUGUAUGUAUCGAUUCGAUCUGCGAAUAGAGAAAUCUCUAGCCGCGAAUAUAGGUCUAAAUUUUUUUGAAUCCGUAUUUUAAAAACGCGAAUAAAGGAAGUGCGAAUAUGGAGUUUUUACUGUAUUAAAAACAUUUUGUGCCAAUUACAUUCGAAGCUGUAACGUUAUAGUCGAUUAGUGAACUUUUUCCUAGUCAAAAUAAAACUCUAGUGUAUUAGUGAAACUUGAAACAUUGUUCCCUAAAUAAAAAUAACUAGGCCCAGUAAUCCUUAACAUGUAAUAGCAAUUACAUUUAAUGAGAACGGAAUUAAUUUAAUCUCGUUUCUAAAAUUUAGUAAUAGUUUACAGUGAAAAAUAGAUUUUGCUCAAAAUUUGGUCACGAUUUUUUUAUAUUCAACAUUGACUUCUUCUGAACGUCUCUGCGUUGUGUGUAGGCCCGCAGCGAAGGAACUAAAAUAUUGUAAUAAAAUAUUAGAUUUUAAUAGAAAUUCAAUGUAUUCGUAUACUUAAUAGAUAGAUUUUUAUAAAAAUCAUAAAUUAUGAGUGUAACAUUUCUGUUUUUACUUUAUUAAGUGACAUUUAUACACGUAUGAUGGCUAUUAAAUAUAGAAAUGCUAUUUAAAAAUUAUAUUUUAAAGAAUACAUGUCAUCAUGUCCCAAUUAAUUUCGGUUCCUCUAUAAAUGAGAUGUGCGUCACACGUUCAGUCAGACGCUUGUUAGCACUUUAUUUUAAUCGGGAACGUCUUGGCCGGUUUUUGGAGACUUUAUAACGAUAAUGUGCAUGUGUAAUUUAGUGAAAAAAAAAACAUAUUUUGUUGCGACAUUUUAAAUUAAAACAGCAUAGUUAUAAAUAAGAAAUGUUCAAAGUAUCCUACUCCGUAAUGCCAAGGAACACUCAUGUACACUAAUAUCCAAUAGAUAGCGAAAUGAAAUUAUAUGCCUCAAGUUUAAAUAACAGUAUGCAAUUAAUGAAAUUCAUGUGUUAAUUUCAGGGUCUGUAGACCAUUCAUAUUCUUAAUCUUCAAUAUCACUUUUUUUUUAAUAACUUAAAGUUGACAUUUGAAAAUUUAUUCCUCAUGAAAUUAUUUUACAAAAAAAAACGUUUAUUUAAAUUACUUUUUAUUAAAUUGUUGCUAUUCGUGUGAUGUAUGUAAUAUGUAAUUUAACGGGUUGACCAAUUAGAGUAGCAUAACCUGGCUGAUUUAAUUAACUUGUUUCAUAGCACACCUGGUCGCAUGUCAUUCGUCCCAACUAUGUGGUUUGAAUUGUAGGAAAUUAUAUUAUUUAUUGCGUUAGUUUUUUUUUUUUCGUCAAUAAUUUCAACAAAACGAACAAAAGGUCACAAUAGACUAAGUUUGAUUAUUCUACUAUAUAAACAACGUUAUGUGCCUCAAUUUAUCUGAGAAGCGAUAGUCCGGUGAAUCUUGAUGUUUCUGAGAUGUAGUUUUAGCAUUCUUUUAUAGAUUAUUCAUAGUUAUUUAAUUGUAUUUUUAUAGUAUAUUAUGCAUGCCGCCCAUAAAUGUUCGUUGCACUAUCGUCAAUUUUUGUACAUAUCUUGUUUCUUUAGAUUUUAUAUAGCGAUUCCAUACGAAUAAAACUACAGUAAAACUAAAAUAUCGCAUUAUCAUAGGUUGGCUUAAAAAAUAGAAUACCUUUCAUCGGUUUUGUGAGGAAGCAUGUUUUCCUAAUUCCUUUAGCGUAUUUACCAAAAUAAAAUUUAUUACAAAUGAGAUUAUGCAAGUAUUAUUAUGACUGAAGUUUUAUUAAUUUAUUUCUAAAUCCAUCUUUAUAAAAUUUGUUCAAAGACAUCUUUUAAUUUACUAUGUAAUGUUCAAAUUAAUGAAAGAGUAAUAUUUUAUUUUAAUUAAUUUCCUUUUUUAAGUAUUAUUCGCGAUCUUCUUUUUAUUUAUGUAUAAGGGAGUUCACCUUACUAAGAAACGAAAUACAAAAUUGUAUUGUGAUUUUGUAAAGCUCCUAUGAUGUACAUAGUGGUAUCCAAAUUCGAUUAGAAUUUUAGUAAGCUUUUUACACCAAACUAUAAUUGUUUCAAAUUCUAAUUGAGAAUAAAAUAAAUUAUUGACUGAUUAAA
Bombyx mori (domestic silkworm) is the source of this 6240-nucleotide messenger RNA. It is a transcript of the gene Mvb12, whose product is annotated as multivesicular body subunit 12B-like. Lineage: Eukaryota; Metazoa; Arthropoda; Insecta; Lepidoptera; Bombycidae. The transcript is spliced from 8 exons. The coding region runs from base 615 to 1604 and encodes 329 amino acids. Gene Ontology annotation, cellular component: ESCRT I complex; cytosol. The record is from RefSeq and is a predicted model, not a curated record. Gene Ontology annotation, biological process: viral budding; regulation of epidermal growth factor receptor signaling pathway; receptor catabolic process.